AUGAAUAGAGAAGAGCUUCCUCAGUCGCCACAGUUGGUGGACGACGCGCACGGGAAGCAGUUAACCGGCGCUAAUGUGCGGGGCCCUGCUCAACCUUUGGGCUCGCGAGCAUACGCGCUACCCGUCGAACUUUUGGCCUAUGUCUUCCUGCUCGGAUACGACCACGGGUUCGAUCCGCACCGGCCAUUCAAGCGUCGCGAGCUAGAGCCCGAUAGCAAUUGGGAGGUCGUCGUAUCGCAUGUUUGCAGCCAUUGGCGCAGUGUUGCGCUCGACACCCCUCAGCUGUGGACCGAUAUCCGCCUGCGCAAACUCAAUCAUCUCGAGCGCGGUGCCGAAUUCGUCAAACGUUCCCGCAAAGCGCCACUUGAUAUCCUUGUUGAUACCGUCUCCCCCGAAGAGUACGAUGAAGCCGAACCCGGCUCUCUGCUCGGCAUCAAGGAGUUCGAUACGGCUUUCAAGGUCGCGAUAGAUCACACCGAGCGCUGGCGCUCACUCAUCGUCAAGGUCUGCGACCUACCCUGCAAGGGUCGCGCACGAGCCAAUCUGCGCGAUUGUCCCCCGAUACCCAAACUGGAGACGCUGCAGCUCUGGCAUGUGCAGCAGUGGGAGGACACCAACAAUAUGCUCAACGCUACGGUCAUACCGCCCAUACCUAUCUUGAACGACUAUGUGCCUAGCCUCCUCAACGCAUCUCUCGUCGGCGUCAACCUCGCGUACGACAAGACAUCCUAUCUGAAGGGCCUUCGCCAGCUCGAGCUGGCGCUUCACAGUCACAACUGCCGACCCACGAGCGCCGAAUUCGAGGGGAUCCUUCGCGACUGCCCUGAGCUUGAGCGCCUCAGCUUGCAUUACUCAGGCCCUCAAGUCGAUCAGACGCACGAAGGCGGGCAAGUCCGGCUUGAGCGUCUACGGGAGCUUUCUCUCGUGAACAUGGAUUUGGAAGUGCUGCAGCAUGUCGUACGACGCGUGGCCAUGCCGAACUUGCUAUCGCUCGAGCUUGACCUCCCGGAGAUGCCAGACGCCGGGGGGCUUGACUUUACGCCCGUUGUCGACUACCUCGCGAUGGCAACCGCACCCGCGUUCCCUUCGCUCGAGCACCUCUCCGUGAACGCCCUCGCGUGCUCCAAGGAGAGUUGGACAAGCUGGUUGCCCACUCUUCCUCACCUCAAGACGCUCGAACUCGACUUUUCCGAGGGCCGUCUGCCGCACGGUUUCUUCGACCCUCUAUGCGCGCCUGCCGAGAGCGUUCCCAUGCCCUCGGCCCCGGCCCCUGCUCCGGCCGGCUCUCCCCCACCCCUUUCGCCCGGGUCCGGCUCGCCACCGCGUUCGGUCUCCCCAUCGAGCCCCGCAGGCAUGUCCUCGAUGAACCCAUCUCCGGUUCUCCCGAACGUACCCACGCCGCAGGCGCUUUUGCCAAAUCUAGAAGAACUCAAGACCAAGGGCCUCGAGUCGUCUCAUUUGAUUCGCUUUGCUGCGUUCAGACGAUCGGCGGACGUGUGUGUUCCGAAGUUCUUGGUGCAUAUCAAGAGUGUAGAUCCGGAUACGGACGCGCUUGAGGCCAGUCAUGAGGUCAAAUACUUCGGGCUGGAAGAUGUUGUCGACGAAGAGGAAGAGGAGGAAUAUUCGGAGGAAGAGGGCGAGGACGAAGGUGGACAAGCGGGUGGAGAGGAUGAAGAUGCGGAGUACAGCGACGAUGAUGCGGGCCAUGCGCCCGCGGACUCGCAGAGUGGCUCACCGGUGGUAGUCAUGGACAGCGCAAUCUACAAACUCGGUCCCCCGCUGCGUUUGUGA
Molecule: messenger RNA, 1791 nt
Organism: Peniophora sp. CBMAI 1063
Lineage: Eukaryota; Fungi; Basidiomycota; Agaricomycetes; Russulales; Peniophoraceae
Source: the annotation of a GenBank genome assembly